Messenger RNA from Penicillium taxi, 1878 nucleotides. Its product is annotated as phospholipid:diacylglycerol acyltransferase. The coding region runs from base 1 to 1878 and encodes 625 amino acids. Gene Ontology annotation, biological process: triglyceride biosynthetic process; lipid storage. Gene Ontology annotation, cellular component: perinuclear endoplasmic reticulum; cytoplasm. The record is from RefSeq and is a predicted model, not a curated record. NCBI's taxonomy places the organism in Eukaryota, Fungi, Ascomycota, Eurotiomycetes, Eurotiales, Aspergillaceae. The transcript is spliced from 3 exons. Gene Ontology annotation, molecular function: phospholipid:diacylglycerol acyltransferase activity.
AUGUUGCGUCGCCGCACGCCCAAGGACGAUGUCCCUUCUGACUCGUCCCGCGACGAUGGCAACAAGCAGUCUCAAACAGACGAAGACAAGCUUAGGGCUGAGUUUGGCAAUGCAAAAGUCAAGCAACUCGUCAUACAGCCUCCAACACGAAGUAAACGUCGCAAUGGGCUAAUCUUUCUGUUGGGCGGCAUUUUCGGCAUCUUGAUCGCCGUGGCCUUCGCGAAUCAUAACGACGUUAUUAGCCUUGAGUCGCUAUUGGAAUUAAAUAUCGAUUCUUUGAUGGAUGUUAUUCCGCAAGGAAUUGUGCGCGACGCAAAGGAAUUCUCACAACAUGAACGCGAUGCUGUCAACUAUGAUUCCUUCUCCAUCGGUUUACAGCUUCAAGCGCAAGGUAUAGAAGCUAAACAUCCUGUUAUUAUGAUUCCUGGAGUUAUAUCGACCGGUCUUGAGAGCUGGGGAACGGGCGACAGUUCGCGCCAGUAUUUCCGUAAGCGAUUAUGGGGCAGUUGGACUAUGAUGCGGGCGCUGGUACUUGAUAAGGCAGAAUGGAAGAAUCACAUCAUGCUAGAUCGUGAGACAGGUCUAGACCCACCCGGUAUCAAGCUGCGUGCAGCUCAAGGGUUUGAUGCGACAGACUUUUUUAUCACUGGCUACUGGAUUUGGAAUAAGAUUUUGGAGAAUCUGGCUACAAUAGGCUAUGAUCCAACGAAUGCAUAUACUGCAGCAUACGACUGGCGGCUCUCAUAUCCCGACCUUGAGGUCCGCGACAAGUAUUUCAGCCGGCUCAAGUCCUACAUCGAGACAGCAGUGGAGGUUGGUGGUGAAAAGGUCACUCUGACGUCUCACAGUAUGGGCUCCCAGGUCGUGAUGUAUUUCUUCAAAUGGGUUGAGAGUGAGGACCACGGAAAAGGUGGCAAGACCUGGGUCAAUAAGCACAUCGACUCGUGGAUCAACAUAAGUGGAUGCAUGCUCGGUGCUGUCAAGGGUUUGACCGCUGUGCUAUCAGGGGAGAUGCGCGAUACGGCACAGUUGAACGCCUUUGCCGUUUAUGGGCUUGAAAAGUUCCUCUCCAAAGAAGAGCGAGCGGAGAUAUUCCGCGCAAUGCCCGGUAUUUCCAGCAUGCUACCUAAAGGCGGCGAGGCGAUUUGGGGAAACUCAACCUGGGCACCAGAUGAUCAGCCAGGCCAGGAUAUGAGCUUUGGAAAUAUGCUCAACUUCCGUGAGACCAACUCUUCCUGGACAAAGCACAACCUGACUGCGGCCGAGAGUCUGAAGUACCUUUUGGAUCAAAGUGAUGACUGGUACAGCAACAAAGUACAUAAUAGCUACUCGCACGGCGUAGCACACACCACUCGAGAAGUCGAGGCUAACGAAAAGGACCCGCGCACCUGGCUCAAUCCUCUCGAGGCUCGUCUACCCCUUGCUCCUGAUAUGAAAAUAUACUGCUUCUACGGAGUUGGAAAGCCCACAGAGCGCAGCUACUGGUACCAGGAAGAUAUCGAUCCACUUGUUAAGCUUAACGUCAGUAUCGACACCACAGUUACCCUGAACGAGGGUAUUGAUCGCGGUGUUGUCAUGGGUGAGGGCGAUGGUACUGUCAACCUACUCAGCACUGGAUAUAUGUGUGCCAAAGGCUGGCAUAUCAAACGAUACAAUCCAGCUGGCACAAAGAUCAAGGUCUUUGAGAUGCCUCAUGAACCCGACCGCUUCUCCCCUCGAGGUGGGCCUAAUACCGGUGACCAUGUUGACAUCCUUGGCCGCGCCUCACUGAACGAUCUCAUACUUCGUGUCGCCGGUGGUAGAGGCGAGGAGAUUGAAGAGACCUUCGUCUCUAACAUCCGUGAGUACGCAGAGCGUGUGCAGAUUUUUGACGAAUAG